AGCCACUAGCAAGGUCUUAAGUCAACGUCAACGUUAAAGUCAACCAAUGAAGAACGACUAAACAAUCUAUAGAUCUGUGAUCUCCCUUAUUCUUUGGUAAGAAGAUAAUAACUGCUAAAGGAGAUGAAGAUCGAGGAGGAUCUAGGUUACAUCAACGUACUCAAACGAGCAACAAAGCUUCUAUGGGGUAACAUCAAUCUCGUUCUCUUCCUCUGCCUUUGCUCUCUCCCUCUCUUUUGUUUCUUGAUCUUCUUCGAGCUCUCACUCCAAACCACUGUCUCAUUCGCUUCUCAAUACCUCGUUCGACAACUCAAUAAUUGGAAUUACUACUACGUUCCUCGAGAUGCUGCCUUGUCGGAGAAUCUGCUUCCAUUGCUUAUCCAGACAUUUCUACUCUACUUGUUCCCUUACAGCCUUCUAGACCUCCUCACCACCACCAUAAUAGUCUCCGCAUCUUGGAUUGUUCACACGUCCGAGGAGGAACCGUUAAGGUUCGGUCAAUUGGUUCGGAGAACCGUAGAGAUAUGUCAAAACAGACUUGAAGGUUGUCUGAUCACCUCUCUGUACAUCCUUCUGAUGUCAACCCCUGUUCUCUUUGGUUUCUUCUUUGUAGCAACGAACUAUUUCUACAUCAUUUCUCUGAUCGGAUUAGGAGACUACUCACACUACUAUUAUAUCGAUCUGGAUGAAGAUAGCGGAGGUUAUUACAGAAGCAGCCGCUUCGACGAUCCGGUAAGGAUGUUGUUUGAUGCAGUUAUGGCUAUGUUUCAUGGUGCUAUCUAUCUCGUUUUGCUGGCGAUGUUCAGCAAGUGGAGUGCGGGAUGGAACAUGGGUUUGGUUAUCUCGGUGUUAGAAGAAGAUCAAGAAGAAGGUCAAAACAUCUAUGGAACCGAUGCCCUGACGAUCUCUGCUAAAUAUGGAAAAGGACAUGAGAAGCGCGGUCUCCAAGUGAUGCUGGUGUUCUUGGUCUUCGCUAUUGCGAUGAGGAUGCCAUGUUUUUGCUUCAAAUGCACUGAGAGUUCGAAUGGACAUAGAGUGCUGUACACGAGUUUCUAUGUGGGUUUGAUCUGUGUUGGGAAUAUGAUCAAAUGGGUGGCUUGUGUAGUGUUUUAUGAAGAUUGUAGAGCCAAGGUUUUGGAGAAGAAAGGUGAUGUGGAGAUUGGAUCAAAAGCUAAGACUUUUGUUGCAUAGAUAAAUUGUCUUAGAUCAAACCAAAGCUCUCGAAUCUUAAACAAUUUCUACAUGACCAAUAGCGCCACUGCCCUCUUCAUCAAGCUUUCGUUAUAGUUGCUCCGUUUAUACCCUUAAGGUCAUAUUCCAUUUUAAUGUAUUGUUGUGUGAGACCUAUCAGUGUUCAUGGCUUGGCCAAGUAUUCAUUGAAAGUUGUUAUAUUAUUGAGUUGUGUUUGAUAUGAGAUUUUAAUGUACACUUAUACAAUGUAAAGUUUUUUUUUAUUA
Molecule: messenger RNA, 1457 nt
Organism: Arabidopsis lyrata subsp. lyrata
Lineage: Eukaryota; Viridiplantae; Streptophyta; Magnoliopsida; Brassicales; Brassicaceae
Exons: 1
Coding region: 124-1191 (355 amino acids)
Source: RefSeq, a predicted model, not a curated record